GCUUCCUGUAGUGACACGUGAUCAGGCUCCAAGAUGGCGCUGCCCAGGGACCGGUGGCUGUUAUGUGUCUGUCUCCUGUUUCUUUGCGUUUGUUUCAUAGGUGCUGUUCUUGUCGAUGUUGACAAAUGCGAAGAAUUGCGAAUCGGCCAAUACAUUUGUGAUAGUCCUAAGAUAAAUGAUGUAACACAAGAGCCAGAAAAUUGCACAAAUGAAACAGCUUUUGGUCCUUGUAUGCCAGCUCCUAAUAUUACCUGCAGAAAUUAUAGCGGCUUGGUAAACACCUUCACUGGAAAAGAAGUAGGCUUCUAUAAGCCCUUUCCUUGCCGUAAUGUAUCUGGUUACUCUUAUAAAGUGGCAGUGGCCCUUUCAUUAUUCCUUGGAUGGCUUGGAGCAGACCGAUUCUACUUAGGAUAUCCAGCAUUGGGUUUGUUGAAGUUCUGCACGGUUGGAUUCUGUGGAAUUGGCAGCCUCAUUGACUUUGUUCUUAUCUCUGCGCAGAUUGUGGGACCUGCUGAUGGUUCAAAUUAUAUCAUAGAUUACUAUGGAGCAAGACUGACAAGAUUAGCAAUUGACAAUGAUACAUAUAGAAAGACACAAAUGGAACUAUGAGAGGAUUCCCAUUACGAGAAAAGAGGAGUAUCAUGAACAUUGCAACAAUGGCAGUAACGAAAACUUUGGACUAUCUGAUGGAGUUGUACUUUAAGAAUAAUGGUUAGUGUGGAUAUGCCAAGCAAUCGCCUCUGAAUUAUUUCGUCCAGGAAUUGAACAGUUGUGUUUCUGCAAGGACAAGCACCUGGCAACCGUCAGUAUGGCUGUAUGAAAAUAGCUGUGUCAAAGUGAUGACACUACAGUCUCCAUAUAUCUUUCUGAAAUGGUAAUUCCUCUUAUGUUGUAUAACUACACUCAGUAGCAUUGUGUUCAUGUUGACCAAACACUCACUUGUACAUGAACCUACGUAUUUAUUUUCUUUGCCACAUUUAGAGUGUUUAAAUAACUCGCAGUUAUUGGGUGUAUUUCAUAACCUGUUGAGUUCCACAAAAUUGUAACAAAUUCUCUUGAUGUGGCUUCUCCAUGCAGUGUUUCCCUGCAGUGUUCUGCUGCUCAUUAAUAUUCUGAAACAAAUUAGGUUAUUUAAGAUUGCAGGUGUCAACUUCAGCUUUUUCGCCUCUGAACAAAUUCAAGUACAUAAACUCAAUUUCAGUGCAAUGCUGAAAGAAUUUUGCACUGCCAGAAAGUCCAUCUUUCACGAGACAAUGAACCAAGUUAGAUGUCAAAUAUCCCGUGUUACCACUUGAAGAAAGACAAGGGGCGUUCUCCUUAAUGUUCAAGCCAAAGUUUAUCCCUUCAGUCACCAUCACUGCAGUGAUUACGCAGUUGCUACAGCAUAGCUGUUUUAGGGACCUUAAUGCCACCUGGAUGCCACAUUUCCUUUCUUACAACAUUGACUUCAUUGUUUAAAAAGUUCUUUGAAAUGUCUUGAGAUCAGGAAAGGCCAUGCAAAUGCAAAUAUUGUAUGUUUCCUUUCUUUAAAAAAAGUGCUUCAGAAUCAUAGGAAGCUGAAAGAUCAUACUGGUAUCUAUUUUUUUUUCUGUGAAAUUCAUCUCGAUAAACCAAAAGGUGUUGUUAAUAGUUUAUUGUGGUAGUAUGUAUCCUUGUCUGUUGUUUUAUUUUGAUUUCUUUUUCCUUUUAUCAUGGCUUACAGUCUAAUCAACAUCUGUAGUGGUGGCAAAAGAUUCAUCAAAGAACUGACAAUGGUUGUUUUGACUUUUACCAAAUUGUACUUUGAAGUAUUCUAAUCGAAUUAAAGGUAAAGUCACCAUUGUCUUAUCAGACGAUAGAGCUGCUGUCAGAGAGGGACAUACAUAGGACUGAUGGUGGUUUAGCCCAAGGGUCGCCAUACUUCAGGCAAGGGGAGAGGGAGAAUCCUUCUUCAUAAGGACAUAGCUGAUACAGGAAUUGAACCCACACUCUUGGUGUCACUUCACAUUACGAGAUAGCUGGACAGCCAACUGAGCUAAGUCAAACCUGUCUGCCACAUGCUGCUUAAAGAUUAGGUAACUAAGAAUACUUAAUGGAGGUGUAGUGCAGAGAAUUGUAAGACUAGCAGAAGUCAAUGCCUAGAUUCCUCGAAUCAUUAAACUGGAUAUUGACACUAACUAUAAUACUACUAGAUUUCUAGAGUGGGUAAUAGAGUCAGAAAAUAUUAUUGAAUAUUUGUAAAAGGGGGUGUAAUUAUUUUUUGCAUGUCAUAACAACAUGAAAGUUGAUGUUUCUAGUUUGUAAUGUGUCUCUCAGUUCACAGAAGAUGGACAAAUGUAGUGAACACAGUGCCCAAAUUUGGAUUUUAGAACCAUUGAAAAUUACAUGGUACAAAUAUAAAAUUUCAUUUCUGCAAUUACUGAAAACUGUGGAUUUAAUAAGCACAUGGAGUUGUAGAAUAUGAUUUGUAAGCCACCAGUAAAAUCUGAGAUCCAGAAGACCAAUAUAGCCUUGAUGUGGCUGCAUAACUGUAUAUGUUUCACUUGUGAUUUGAAAUUAAUUGAAAGUAAUAGAUGGGUAAUCAUAAUUCAGUGAUGUAACUUAGUCACUGGAGGCACUGAUUCCCAGUUGAGUCCCAGAUUCUUAGUAUAUAAUUAAAAUAUCAAAGUAGUAUCAUAAAGUGCACAGAGCACAAAAGCCUUGUAGCAUAUGAAAAAUUUUUAGCCCUUGUAAGUUCAAUAAUAUGUAUUAAUAUUUUCCAUAUUUUUGAUUUCCUGUGGAACCAAUGAAAAUUAAUAGAAAGUUAAAACUUUGUUCAGUACAAAGGUUUGAAUGUAAAUAAAGUUAAAACAAUAUUUCCUUUUCAUUGUGUACACUACACAUUGAGAAAAAUUGAAUUUGCUAUAGAAAUCAAACUAAUAUUAAUGAUUCCAGGAUGGUGAUCCUUAAUCACAGUGGUUACAAUUUGAUUUAUUAGCUGACAUUCAAACAAUUUAUCACUAUUUGGUUUCUGGUUCUGCCCAUUCCCCAGAGGAAACCAUUUGAAAUGUUCCAGUUAAUAACAUCUAAUUUUAGAAGGAGCAACAGAGUAUAAAGGUACUGAGGAGAAUUAUGUUAGUCUUGUAUUUCUACAUUGUGAAUCAUUUCAUUACCGAUGUGGGCAAUGGAGAAGUAAUGUUAUAUGGGCAACAAUUGAACUCAAUAAUGAACUGUUUUUGUGGUGAUGACUUAGCCUUAUGAUGUUUCAGAUCAGUUCUUCUAAGCCAUUGAGGACUAAUAUUGAAUGAGAAAGAAAUGUGUUUGCUCUUCUAAUCUGUUUUACAUCUUGGUAAAUGUAAUUCAUAAAGUUUGUUUGCUUGAUGAGUUACAUUAUCUAAAUAAACUUGGUAGUUUGGGUCUCUGAAUUGGUGUAGAGCAAUUUAGCUGAUGUGAGCAACUGGGUCCAUCAGAUGUCUUCACUGCAGAUCAGAGUGUAUUCCAAAUUGAAGACAAUUUGGAUACAAUUAGGUGGAACAGAAAAAUAUGGGUUUUGCUGUGGAUAAACCAAAUUGCAUACCAAUUGCAGACUCGGAUUGAGUUUCUUAAGAUUUUGCAUUCAAUUUGAGCAGUUAUGAGAAUAGUAACAAUCCACAUGUUCUGAUACAAUAGCAAGAAAUUGCAACAAUAUGUAUAUAAAGUACCAUGUCUGGGAUUUGUUUGGAAUGUUUCAUGACCAGGAGAAAGACAAAUGAAAACUUGGUGAAUCAAAAAUAUGUACAUACACUGAAUAAAAAUGUUAUUUCUGUACUGAC
This is a messenger RNA of Stegostoma tigrinum, 3770 nucleotides long. It is a transcript of the gene tm2d1, whose product is annotated as TM2 domain containing 1. The record is from RefSeq and is a predicted model, not a curated record. NCBI's taxonomy places the organism in Eukaryota, Metazoa, Chordata, Chondrichthyes, Orectolobiformes, Stegostomatidae. The transcript has 7 exons. Bases 34 to 609 code for a protein of 191 amino acids.